UCAGGUCUGUGUGUGUGAGACGACAACCGUGGAGGCCUUAGCCCUGGAUUUCUCAGAGAUGGAGGGUCAAGGCUACGACCGGUUUGGUGAGCUUGAGCAAGACACCUACCAGAUCGACUACCGCCGUAUAGUUGGUGACACUGAGCCUGCCAGGCCGCGCCUCUCGCCCCGUGAAGGGGAACACACACACCCCAACUCCAACCCUCGUGGAGCCUACACGCACACCAACCCUCACGGCCACGGGCACGAGACGGCCGCACAGAGAUACAGUGCCACACGCAUCCAAGCCGGAUACGAACCUGAAAGCAUGGCUGACUACCUGAUCAGUGGAGGGACAGGGUACGUGCCUGAAGAUGGACUGACGGCUCAGCAGCUCUUCUCUAUCGGGGACGGACUCACAUACAAUGAUUUCCUGAUUCUGCCUGGUUUCAUAGACUUUAUUUCUGAUGAAGUGGACCUGACCUCAGCUCUGACCAGGAAGAUCACCCUGAAGACUCCUAUCAUCUCAUCUCCCAUGGAUACGGUCACUGAGUCCUCCAUGGCCAUUGCUAUGGCUCUCAUGGGCGGGAUCGGGAUCAUGCACCAUAACUGUACUCCAGAGUUCCAGGCCAACGAGGUCCGCUUGGUUAAGAAAUUUGAGCAGGGUUUCAUCACAGACCCAGUGGUGAUGAGUCCUCGCCACACAGUGGGAGACGUAUUCGAAGCAAAGGUCCGCCACGGCUUCUCUGGCAUCCCUGUCACCGAGACGGGCAAGAUGGGCAGCAAGCUGGUGGGCAUCGUCACCUCCCGAGACAUUGACUUCCUCUCAGAGAAAGACCAUGACAGACCCCUGGAAGAGGCUAUGACAAAGAGGGAAGAUUUAGUGGUUGCACCAGCUGGCGUCACACUGAAAGAGGCCAACGACAUCCUGCAGCGCAGCAAGAAAGGUAAACUGCCCAUAGUGAAUGACAGUGAUGAGCUAGUUGCCAUCAUCGCCAGGACAGACCUGAAGAAGAACCGAGACUACCCACUUGCCUCUAAAGACUCCAGGAAACAGCUGCUGUGUGGAGCGGCCAUCGGAACCAGAGAGGAGGACAAAUGCAGACUGGACCUGCUGAUGCAGGCUGGGGUUGACGUGGUAGUGCUGGACUCCUCCCAGGGGAACUCUGUCUAUCAGAUCAACAUGAUCAACUACAUCAAACAGAAAUACCCUGAACUACAGGUGGUGGGAGGAAACGUGGUGACUGCAGCCCAGGCUAAGAAUCUGAUCGAUGCGGGUGUGGACGCUCUGAGGGUGGGGAUGGGCUGCGGCUCCAUCUGCAUCACCCAGGAAGUGAUGGCGUGUGGGCGUCCCCAGGGCACAUCAGUGUACAAGGUGGCAGAGUACGCCAGGCGCUUCGGUGUGCCCGUCAUCGCAGACGGAGGCAUCCAGACCGUUGGACAUGUGGUAAAAGCUCUCGCUCUUGGGGCAUCCACAGUGAUGAUGGGGUCAUUGCUCGCAGCAACCACAGAGGCCCCGGGGGAGUAUUUCUUCUCAGAUGGCGUGCGGCUGAAGAAGUACCGCGGGAUGGGCUCCCUGGACGCCAUGGAGAAGAACAGCAGCAGCCAGAAACGCUACUUCAGUGAGGGGGACAAGGUGAAGGUGGCUCAGGGUGUGUCAGGGUCGGUUCAGGAUAAAGGUUCUAUCCAUAAGUUUGCCCCCUACCUCAUCGCUGGCAUACAACAUGGCUGCCAAGACAUCGGAGCCAAGAGCCUCUGCAUACUGCGGUCCAUGAUGUACUCUGGGGAGCUGAAGUUUGAGAAGAGGACCAUGUCAGCUCAGGUUGAGGGGGGAGUACACGGACUCCACUCAUAUUCUUUUGUGCCAUUUAUGAGAAGCGGCUAUACUGAGGGAGGAGGGAGAGUGAGCUCACGAGCAGCACCCAGUGUACCCUCACCAGCAGCCACCAGGCACAACGGAUACAUGUGACCUACCUACAACCAUUACUCAACCUCCACCCAUGUUACCACAUCUAACCUACCUACAACCAUUACUCAACCUCCACCCAAGUUACCACAUCUGACCUACCUACAACCAUUACUCAACCUCCGCCCAUGUUACCACAUCUAACCUACCUACAACCAUUAAUCAACCUCCACCCAUGUUACCACAUCUAACCUACCUACAACCACUACUCAACCUCCACCCAAGUUACCACAUCUGACCUACCUACAACCAUUACUCAACCUCCACCCAUGUUACCACAUCUAACCUGCCUACAACCACUACUCAACCUCCACCCAAGUUACCACAUCUGACCUAACCAUAGCUACUAAUCAGUUCAACCAUUACAUAACCUUUUGGCUAUACAAGGGAAGACCACUGGACUCCUCUCCUCUUGUCUCCCUCUACCUACUCUUUCUCUGUGUUGUGUAAGAUGCUUUUGAGAGACCAAAGAGUCACCUCUGACCUAUGACUUAAUUGAUGUUAUGACAUAAACCACAGGGACUAGGGACUAAGCUUCAAUGGUCAGAUGUAUUGGGUUAUGGCACAGAGCCAUCGGGCUGUAUAAA
Salvelinus sp. IW2-2015 is the source of this 2532-nucleotide messenger RNA. RefSeq names its product inosine-5'-monophosphate dehydrogenase 1a. NCBI's taxonomy places the organism in Eukaryota, Metazoa, Chordata, Actinopteri, Salmoniformes, Salmonidae. The record is from RefSeq and is a predicted model, not a curated record. Gene Ontology annotation, cellular component: cytoplasm. Gene Ontology annotation, molecular function: IMP dehydrogenase activity. Gene Ontology annotation, biological process: GTP biosynthetic process.